AUGGAACUAAACCCAUACCACGCGAAGGUGGUGGAUGUGUCCUCUGGAGAGGUGUUUCCUCUGGGGGAUCCAGGAGAGCUGCUGAUCAGAGCUUACUCUGUUAUGCUGGAGUACUGGGACGACCCAGACAAGAGCAGUGAGGCUAUCACCAAAGACCGCUGGUACAGGACCGGUGACAUAGCCAGUCUGGACAGGUUUGGGUACUGCCGUAUAGUGGGACGUAUAAAGGACAUGAUCAUUCGUGGAGGAGAGAACAUCUACCCUGCUGAGAUAGAGCAGUUCCUUCACACCCAUCCCAAAGUACAGGAGGCCCAGGUGAUAGGCGUGAGAGAUGAGAGAAUGGGGGAACAGGUGUGUGCCUGUAUCAGACUGAAGGAGGGACAGGACUGUAGCAGAGAGGUGAUCAGAGACUUCUGCAAGGGACAGAUUUCUCACUUCAAGAUCCCCCACUAUGUGGUGUUUGUGGACAGCUAUCCACUGACUGCCUCUGGAAAGAUCCAGAAGAUCAAACUGAGGGAGGAGAUGGAGAAGAAGCUGGGCCUGUGAUGGACAGAGGGACCUAG
Messenger RNA from Salmo salar (Atlantic salmon), 563 nucleotides. RefSeq names its product medium-chain acyl-CoA ligase ACSF2, mitochondrial-like. Gene Ontology annotation, molecular function: medium-chain fatty acid-CoA ligase activity. Gene Ontology annotation, biological process: fatty acid metabolic process. The record is from RefSeq and is a predicted model, not a curated record. Lineage: Eukaryota; Metazoa; Chordata; Actinopteri; Salmoniformes; Salmonidae.